Cataglyphis hispanica is the source of this 988-nucleotide messenger RNA. It is a transcript of the gene MED22, whose product is annotated as mediator of RNA polymerase II transcription subunit 22. Gene Ontology annotation, molecular function: transcription coregulator activity. The transcript has 2 exons. The record is from RefSeq and is a predicted model, not a curated record. Bases 392 to 814 code for a protein of 140 amino acids. Gene Ontology annotation, biological process: regulation of transcription by RNA polymerase II. Gene Ontology annotation, cellular component: mediator complex. NCBI's taxonomy places the organism in Eukaryota, Metazoa, Arthropoda, Insecta, Hymenoptera, Formicidae.
AAACGGCGCUCGCCUUCGCGCGAAAAUCAAUAUGACGCGGGCAAAAUUCGAACACGGAUACAAAUAAAAUUUCUUCCUUAUUUUUUUAUUAAUAUCUUGUGAAAGAUUCUUCUUUUCCAGAUCUCGCCGUGCUCGAAAAAUGUGCGGGAUAUAUUUGAACAGUUAAGGUUUCUUUACCCCUACAGAGAGAGAUGCAAUUGAUUGACGAAGGCUCUGACGAAGGGUAAGAAUGAGACGUCAAAGUAUUGUGUAGCUACGUCAGGUUUGCACGAGCGAUAUAAGUUCAUCAGCUGAUUCUCUCAAAAUGGCCGACGCGUCUGUGCGUGAAACGUCGCGGUGUGAUUACAAAUAAUACUCUAUACAUAUUUUCGUUAUCCCUUUCUUUAAAAAAAUGGCCACGCAACGUGCGCUUCCGCAAAGUAAAGAAGCUUUAUUGAAAUCGUACAUGACAAGGUUGAAGGAUGAUGUAAAGUCGAUGCUAGAAAAUUUCGAAGAAAUAAUCAAACUUGCGAAAGGAGAAAAUGACUCACAACUAUCUCGGAUGACACAAUGCGAACAAGACACGUAUGAAAUGCACGUCAGAGCGGCCAAUAUUGUGCGUGCUGGCGAAUCGUUAAUGAAACUAGUCUCCGAUAUAAAGCAAUAUUUAAUCCUGAAUGAUUUUCCGUCUGUAAACGACGCCAUAAUACAAAACGGCAAGUUAUUUAGGACUAAACAAGUGGAGUGUGAUCAAAAAUUAGCAUCUCUGAGGGACGACAUGGCUGCGGAUUUGUAUGAUCUAGAAGAGGAAUAUUAUACUUCGAUAUACAAAUAACAUUAGUUUAGAAUUUUGUAAUAUAUGAGACUGUGUUAUAAUUUGAAUCACGAUUCGUUAAAAUGUGGUUUAUCAACUUGUACAAAUCAAAUAAUCAAUAUCUUAACUCGUGAAUUUAAACAUACAUGCACCUACAUUGCAUAUUUAAAUAAAUAAGAUUAAUUUUCUACAAUA